Molecule: messenger RNA, 1296 nt
Organism: Gossypium raimondii (Peruvian cotton)
Lineage: Eukaryota; Viridiplantae; Streptophyta; Magnoliopsida; Malvales; Malvaceae
Exons: 5
Coding region: 1-1296 (431 amino acids)
Source: RefSeq, a predicted model, not a curated record
AUGUCCCUUAGAAAUAUAGGGAGAGAUGUUUCCAGCCAACCUAAUGGAGCUACCUUUUGGAAAGUUCAGUCAUAUGGGCUUGGAUUUGUUGAAGGAGCACCUGUUCGUAAGGGAUGCGGGGUAUACUCGGCAUACAUCCUAGAUACGAAUGCCGAUGAAUCUGUGAUGGAGAAUAUCUUAGUAGUGAGGGAGUUUCUUAAUGUAUUUCAAAAAGAAUUGCCUGGCUUACCUCUAGAGCACGAGGUUGAUUUUGGGAUAGAGUUGUUGCCUGGGACAAUUCCGGUGUCAAUUACUCCUUACCGCAUGGCACCUAAGGACUUAAGGAGGUUUGUUAAGGGGUUCUCUUCGAUUAGAGCUCCUAGUACUAAGUUGUUGAGAAGUAGUGCCCCUUUCAAGUGGACCGAGGAGCAACAAGCUAGUUUCGAGAAGCUUUGGUCAAUGUUGACGCAAGCACCUGUGUUGGUUCAGCCCAAGUCUAGGAAGGACUAUGUGGUUUAUAAUGAUGCAUCUCACAAUGUCUUGAGGUGGUGUAUAGAGUUUCUCAAGGACUGUGAUUGUACCAUUGAGUGCCUUCUGGGUAAAACAAACAUUGUGGUUGACUCAUUAAGUAGGAGAGCAAUAACCAAAUUGAGGGCGAUAUUUGCUAGAUUGAGUUUUUACGAGGAUAAAGGUUUGCCUGCGAAGUUACGAGUGAGACAGAAUUUAGUGGGUGAGAAAAAAUCGAAGCAGCCUUUGGAUUCUUCUCUUGUGCCACAUGUUAAGCAAAUUGAGAAGGGCAAGACUACAGACUUUGGGUUUAAUUCAGAUGGAGUUUUGUGUUACUAUGGAAGAUACUGUGUACCUUUGGAUAGAGAUUUGAAACAAUCCAUCCUUCGGGAUGCACAUAGUAGUCCUUACGCUAUGCAUCCUGGAGAAAAUACAAUAUGGUGGACACAUUUGUGUUGGACCAAAUUAGGGGAAAAGAAAGUCUUGGGUCUGGAUUCAGUUCAGGGGACUGAGAGUACUGUGAAGCUAAUUCAUGAUCGUUUGAGAGUCUCAUCAGAUUGUCAGAAGUCUUAUUCUAAUUUAAAGAGAAGAGAUAUAGAGUUCUAUGUCGGUGAUCGACUAUUCCUUAAGGUAUUGCUUUGGAAAAAGGUAAUGAGAUUUGGUCGUAUGGAAAAGUUGAGUCUUAGAAUCAUUGGAUCUUGUCGCAUUCUUAAGAGGGUUAGACCAGAGGCAUAUCAGUUAGAGCUACCUCCAAAAUUUGAAAACAUUGAUGACGUAUUUUGUGUAUCUAUUUUGAGGUGUUAUCGAUAA